AUGUCCAAACUCAUCACCGUCUUCGGAGCAACCGGUACCCAGGGAGGCUCAGUUAUCCGCGCCAUUCUCGCCGAUGCUGUUCUCUCUCAGGAGUUCAAGAUCCGUGCUAUCACACGCAAUGUCUCAAAGCCGGCGGCGCAGGCGUUGCAGAAGCUGGGCGUUGAAGUGAAAAAUGUUGAAAAGGCAGACAUGACCUCCAAGUCCUCUCUCGCAUCAGCAAUCAGCGGCUCACAUUCCGUCUUCCUCGUCACCACCCCAUCCUGGGACGCAAGUGAUCCCAACGCAGAGCUAGUCCAGGGAAAGAACGUCGCCGACGCCGCCAGAGAGGCCGGCCACGUGUCACAUUUUGACCAGAAGGCGCAGGUUGAGCAGUACAUUCGCGCCACGGGGGUGCCUUGCACGUUUGUUCUGCCGGGGUACUACAUGGAGAAUUAUAUCAGGUUUGGAAUGUUGCGUCGUGAUGAUGAAGGGGUGUAUACUUUGGUAUACCCUGUCGGAAAGGAGGCAAAGUUCCCCCUGCUCGAUGGUGCAGAGGAUAUGGGAAAAUUCGUCCUCGCAGCCCUCAAACACCCCUCCAAGCUCCUCGGGGCACGCAUCCUCGCUGCCACAGAGUACUACACACCCCCAUGGAUCGUCGCAGAAUUCGAAGAGGCCACUGGCAAGCGAGCGCGAUACAUCCAGGUCGAUGCACAGACAUACAAGAGUUUCCUGCCCCCUGCGAUGGCGGAUGUGGUGCUCGAAAAUCAGCUUUUGAUUGAGGACCCGGGGUAUUAUGCUGGUGAAGGGUUGGAAGAGAGCUUGGAGCUGCUGGGUGAUGUUGGCUUUGAGCCGACUACGUGGAGGGAGUUUCUGGAGAGAAAUAAGGAUGUUUUUGAAUAA
Messenger RNA from Rasamsonia emersonii CBS 393.64, 879 nucleotides. Its product is annotated as NmrA family transcriptional regulator. The coding region runs from base 1 to 879 and encodes 292 amino acids. The transcript is spliced from 4 exons. NCBI's taxonomy places the organism in Eukaryota, Fungi, Ascomycota, Eurotiomycetes, Eurotiales, Trichocomaceae. The record is from RefSeq and is a predicted model, not a curated record.